Messenger RNA from Linum trigynum, 2727 nucleotides. The record is from the annotation of a GenBank genome assembly. NCBI's taxonomy places the organism in Eukaryota, Viridiplantae, Streptophyta, Magnoliopsida, Malpighiales, Linaceae.
AUUUAUCUUGCCCAAAAUCGUUUCUUCUUUGGAGAUGGGGUCCCGCUCAUGUCUUGUGCACAAUAAAUCUGAACAGGUCCUGAGGGCUUGGAUGCUUUUGGCAAUAUGCGCUAGAUUUAUUGCAUUAGCAUGAUAACAGUAUGCUGUAGGCUUUUUUGCAUUUCAUUUCUAAGAAAACAGCUAAAACUAUGGUUUCUUUGUUGCUGUUAUUGGGAGCAUCAGAGUAAUGAGGCUCUGCUGGCAGUAGCUUUGAGCUCUAUGAAUGGUAGAGGAAACCUCUCAAUGGUGUUUUUCUUUUGGAUAUUUGAGGAUAUAAGAAUUGGGUUGGCAAAGAACCAUGUGGUUCUUGUUAUCAUUGAUGAUGGUUUAAAGCUAGGAUGAACUUUCUUGCAGGUGGAGACUAAGCGGCGGAAGAGAUAAAAAUGACCAGCAUUUGCUAUGGCCGAUUUAGCUUGGUAGAGGAUUGGCGACUCCGCUGCUUUUUGCGAGACGUGGAGCAGCGCAGAGAGAACUUCAGUGUGCUGUGCUCAAUUCUGCUGGCUGACUGGGUUUCUUGAUUGUAAUAUAUUAACCCUGUCUGUUUGUAUGUGGAACUAACUAGUGCUUUGGACAGACAGUUCUCUUCUAAAUUUAUCCUUCUGGGCCCUUUACAACCGCCCACCCUAACAGUUAAUCAAAUCUGUUGAGGGAACAGCUCUCUUGCCCAGUAUGACACUCUCCUUUUGAAAAACGUGAUGCACAUCUGUAAGAGGACCUGUGUCAAUGUGGAUUCUGAACUGAAGCUGCCAUGUUGCAUCCAUAAACUAGGAGGGUCGUGAACUCGCGAUAGCAUGAACUAGGUUAGGGCAAGUAAUGGCGGGUGUGAGAGUUCACCACCUCGCUUGAUUGCGAGUUGGACUGAAGGCGAUCUCAAUCGGGGAGAUUACUGAUGGCAGCUGGAGUGGAAAGGGGCUUGCAGCUGCAGGUGUAAUGUCAGUUGGAUGAAUAAGAUCGUAGAUGCAUUUGGCUUGGUAAAGGUGAAGGCUUGAGCAGGUGACUUCAGCACUGAAGAACAUAAUUUUGGAAAUGCAAAAUUCAUGACUAAAAGUGAAACUGAAAGACUCCCCCUAAAGCCCAUCAGAAGCAUUCAGGGAGGCCCAGUAGCCUAGGCCCACACAUUGGGCUACUGAGUCCAUCCAUACCGGCGGUCCGCGCCUGAGACACGAAGGAGAUCCAGCUUUAUGAAUUUUUUUGCGCAGGGUUUAAGGCUUCUGCCCCAAAUCGUCUCCGUCCCGCUGCCUCUCUUCUGCCGCCGCGCCGGCGACGUUACCUGCAGUUUCAGAUUCACCGUCGGGGCCUUCUGCUAAAUUUCAAACCUUGCAGAAAUCUGGUAACAACUUUUCCGGCUUUCGCUCGCUGGAGGAUUUUACAAUCCUAGGGUUUUGUAUGCCACCCUCCGAGAUCAAUCUUGCACAGUAACUCGGUUCUGUUGCUUGGGCCGGAUGGCAUCGUCACUCUCGAAAGGAAUAUUGCGUUCUUUUGGUUCCUUGUCUGCUCUUCGCCGUUGCCAGGAUAUCAGUAUCCGAGCUUCGGGGGACUGUUUGUUUUCUCGGGGAUCCUCUUUUCAUUUGGGUUCGGCCGCUUCUCUUUCGCAUCAGAGAUGGUUUACAUCUGUAUUAACCCCUGAAUUAGAAGAUGGUCCAUUUCCCGCCGAUUUGUUAUCCUCAAGGGCUGUGCUAACCCCAGAUCGUAAAAUAGGGCUUUAUCAGGACCUGGUAAUUCCAGUGGCAAAUUUCAACAAUGAGGACAAAGGAUUUAUGGUUCUAGCUGGCGAUGUGUUUGAUGUACCUAUUAGAAAAGACAUCGUUCAUCGAGUCGUGAGGUGGCAACUCGCCAAACGACAGCAAGGAACACAUUCGACAAAAACAAUCAGUGAGGUUAGUGGGACUGGGAGAAAGCCAUGGAAUCAGAAGGGAAGUGGAAGGGCUAGGCAUGGAACGCUGCGUGGACCUCAGUUCAGAGGUGGCUGUGUUAUGCAUGGCCCCAAGCCACGAAGCCACGCCUUUAAACUAAAUAAGCAGGUCAGGCGUUUAGGGUUGAAGAUUGCGUUGACAGCACGUGCAGCAGAAGGAAAGCUUCUUGUGUUUGAGGAUUUGGAGGUUCCUACACACAAAACCAAGAAUAUCGUCAACUAUGUCCAGCAGAUGGAGAAUGCCAAGAAACUACUGCUGGUUGAUGGUGGUUCCAUCAAUGAAAAACUGAAGCUGGCUACACAAAAUAUACAUUAUGUCAAUGUGCUACCUUCAAUUGGAUUGAAUGUCUACAGCAUACUGCAGCAUGACACAUUGGUGAUGUCCCGUGCUGCUGUGAACGGAAUUGUGGAUCGAAUGCACACGCCAAUCAACCGCUAACUUCUGCAAUGCUGUUUGUGGAGGAAACCUGUUCUUUCCUCCUUUUAGGUGGGGGAAUCAUAGGCCAAAGCAAAUAAGAUGUCUAUCGUAAGUUUUUUUGCGUGCUUCAGCUUGGAACCGUGUUAAGGCUAGAAUGUGGUAUUGAUGUAAGCAAAGGUGCUUCAGUCGUACUAGAUUAAUGUGGUUGAAACUUGAAGAAACCAAUGGUUCUGUCCUAAACCUGUGGCUUUGUAUGCUCAUCUUUAUUAUUGACCGCCUGGCACGAAUAUUAGGAUUUAAUGAGCCUUUUACCGUGUCAGAAACGUUUAUAGGUACAUAAUCAAUAUCCCAAUGCUGC